Molecule: messenger RNA, 702 nt
Organism: Phytophthora nicotianae INRA-310
Lineage: Eukaryota; Oomycota; Peronosporomycetes; Peronosporales; Peronosporaceae
Exons: 1
Coding region: 1-702 (233 amino acids)
Biological process (GO): carbohydrate transport
Cellular component (GO): membrane
Molecular function (GO): sugar transmembrane transporter activity
Source: RefSeq, a predicted model, not a curated record
AUGGCGUCUGACACGGCUGAAACAAUCGUCAGCGUCCUCGCGACCAUCGCUACAGCCUGUAUCUUCCUUAGUAUGGUGCCUGGAAUUUGGGCAGCGCACAAGAAGCGAAGUGUGGCAGGCGUUAACUACUACCCACUUGCAAUGAUGUAUGCCCAGUCCGCUGGUUGGGUUAUCUACUCUUGGGCUGAUCACUCAUUUUUCCCCGUCGGAGCCAUCAACUGUCUCGGCGUGAUACUCGGUGCAAUCUUCUCGGGCGUCUGUAUCGUGCACGAGAAGGAAUUCCGCGUGCGCUACUUAGCAUUCUUCGUUCUCGUCUUCACCAUAACGGUCGCUUUGGUGUUGUACCGAUUUCUGAGCUCUCAAGACGACGACGAUAUCGCCAAAGUGCUAGGCUGUUGUGCAGAUGUCCUAGCUAUUACCAUGUUUGGGGCUCCAUUGUUGCAGCUUGGAGAAGUCGUCAAGACGAAGAAUUCCGAGGUCAUUGCAGCCCCCAUGGCUAUCUCUGGUGCCAUUAACGGUGUACUUUGGUCAAUUUACGGAGUCAUGGAAACCGAUUACUAUGUAAUCGUGCCGAAUACCAUCAGUGGGUGUUUGUGUUUUGUCCAAGUUUUUCUAAUCGUCAUUUUUCCACGGAAAAGCAGCGACGACAAAACGCACAAGCUUUUGGAGAACGGUUCUGUUAGCGAUGUACAAGCUGCGUAA